Molecule: messenger RNA, 2085 nt
Organism: Notechis scutatus (mainland tiger snake)
Lineage: Eukaryota; Metazoa; Chordata; Lepidosauria; Squamata; Elapidae
Source: RefSeq, a predicted model, not a curated record
GCAGACGUCGGAGCACGCCCUCUUCUCCUGCUCGGUGGUCGAUGUCUUCACCCAGCUCAACCAGAGCUUUGAGAUCAUCAAGAAGCUGGAAUGCCCCGACCCGGCCAUUGUCGCUCGCUACAUGCGGCGCUUUUCCAAGACCAUCGGGAAGGUGCUGGUGCAGUACGCCGACAUUGUCUCCAAGGACUUCCAGAGCUUCUGCUCCAAGGAGAAGGUGCCCUGCAUCCUGAUGAACAACAUCCAGCAGCUGAGGGUGCAGCUGGAGAAGAUGUUUGAGGCCAUGGGGGCCAAAGAGCUGGACCCCGAGGCCAGCGACUCCCUGAAGGAGCUGCAGGUGAAGCUGAACAACGUGCUGGACGAGCUCAGCACCACCUUUGGAAACAGCUUCCAGCCCCGCAUCGAGGAGUGCGUGAAGCAGAUGUCGGAGAUCCUGGGCCAGGUGAAGGGGAACAGCGGCUCCAACACCGCAGCCCAAGACGCGGACAACGUCCUGAGGCCCCUGAUGGACUUCCUGGACGGAAACCUGACCCUCUUUGCCAACGUCUGUGAGAAGACGGUGCUGAAGCGGCUGCUGAAGGAUCUCUGGCGGGUUGUGAUGGACACCCUGGAGAGGCUGGUUGUGCUGCCCCCCCUCACGGACCACACGGAUCACAUGGUCCGGGAGGAAACGCGGAACCUGAGCCCCAAGCAGUGCGACGUGCUGGAACUGGCGCUGGAAACCAUUAAACAAUACUUCCACGCAGGGGGCAACGGGCUGAAGAAGGCCUUCCUGGAGAAGAGCUCGGAGCUGCAGUCCCUGCGCUAUGCGCUCUCGCUCUACACCCAGACCACCGACACCCUCAUCAAGACCUUCGUCCAGACCCAGACAGCACAAGGCUCCGGAGCGGAGGGCCCCGUGGGUGAAGUCUCCAUCCAGGUGGACCUCUACACCCACCCAGGCAGCGGGGAGCACAAGGUCACCGUGAAAGUGGUGGCUGCCAAUGACCUGAAGUGGCAGACCACGGGCAUGUUCCGUCCCUUCGUGGAGGUCACCAUGAUUGGGCCACACCAGAGCGACAAGAAGCGGAAAUUCACCACCAAGUCCAAGAGCAACAACUGGGCUCCCAAGUACAACGAGACCUUCCACUUCGUCCUGGGCAAUGAGGACGGGCCGGACGCCUACGAGCUGCAGGUGUGCCUGAAGGACUACUGCUUUGCCCGCGAGGACCGGGUGCUGGGCAUUGCGGUGCUGCAGCUGCGGGAGGUGGUGGAGAAGGGCAGCUGCGCCUGCGGGUGCCCCCUGGGCCGGAGGAUCCACAUGGACGACACGGGGAUGACCAUCCUGAGGAUCCUCUCGCAGAGGACCAACGACGAGGUGGCCAAGGAGUUCGUCAAGCUCAAGUCGGAGUCCCGCUCCCCGGAAGAAGGGAGAUGAUCCCGGUCUCCGUCUCGGACUGCUUGGGCCAGGCGCGCGCGGGGCAGCGGCAGCCGUUUCCCCUGGGCACCCUGGGAGGAGCGUGGGGGCCCCGUGAAACCUUCCUUGCCAAGGGGGUCUCUGGGACAGAUGGGGAGGGGGAGCGAGGACCCCUCCCUGCUUCAGCAGCUGGGCGUAAGGGGUGGGGGCAACGUGCGCCUACCGGGGGAGGGGCAGGAGACCGAAUCUCCGGCCGGCCCCACACUUCCUCCACUCGGGCAAGCCGGAGGCAGGCGGGGAAGGGGCCCGCGAGCCCAGCUGAGCCUCGGCCAGGCAGGGACGGGGGUCUCAGGGUCUAGGAAGGGCACUUGCCUGGAGAGGCCGGUGGAUGGAGCCCCGGCAGGCUGUUGGCCCCUCGUUCUCUGCCGAGAGCUGCUUGGCCCCCGUCACCGUGGGCCACGCGGAGGGAGCGUUGCCUGGUGCAAGCUCUGCUUUCCUCCGGUGGGGGUGAGAGGAGGGGGCUUCCCUUUUCCUCUGGAGGUUGUAGGGCCUCUCGGUCUUUCUCAGAACGCUUCUAGGUGGUGCUUAGGUGUUGUGGGUGCCUGUGAUGCAAACAUGCUCUUUUAACCCCUCUUGAAUGUGCCACUGUUGCAGGAAGUGUAGCCUUUAAUAAAGGACUGUUAGCAGCAUUC